AUGUCUUCCUUGAACUGUUUCAAAUCCUCGCCAAUCGGAACUCUAGACCAUAAGGUGCUCAAUAAAAUUUCUGGCCUUGACGAGAGUUUAGAGUCUGUGGUGGAGGAUUGUACAGAGUCUACAAUUCACGAUCACUCUUUUCUCGACGAUAGUUGUUCAGUACGGAGCAGAAGCCGGUUCGAGAGACUCAAGUGCGAAUCACCACGACCUGAGCCCAAUGUCCUUGUCCGAACCCUGAAAACCGGUUCACUCUCCAAACGCCAUCGGUUGACAUUAAGAGGUUCUGGCACUUACAAUCCCUCUCCCAUGCUCGGUUGUGUGAAAGGAAGCUCUCAUAGGGUUGAUGCACAUGAGCUGAAGAGAAACAAGAAAAUGACUUCUAACAGUUGCGAUACAGCGGAUCUGAAAUCUCGGGUGGAGGGGAAUGGAAAUACUCUUAAUUGUCUUGUAAGGAGUCACUCGGAUUCGACUUGCUUGGCGGAUAAGGCAAUAAAAUCGCCGGGACGCAACACCAAUGCGUCGGUUAACCAGUUACAGCCUGACUUUCAAUUAACUACUUCUAUUAGUGGAAAGGUAACGGUUGGCGGUGGUUCUGGCAUUGGUCCGCCCAAUAAUACCGUCUAUUCGCCAAUUUACCCCGAUCUUGCCGUUUCGAAUUUUCGAUUUGGGCCAACAAAUCCAUAUAUCAAUCAUUGCGAUUUCCCUGGGUCAACACAGAGUGGCCUAGUUAGCGGCUUCAUUGGUACAUCGAAUGCGAGUUUGGGAGACAAUGCCAACCAUCCAAGUUUUCAUGGGUUUUCUUAUCCUUCACCCCAACUGAGUACCCAUUCAUUGAUGCUGCAGUGCUCCCAUCCGAGCACCUACGCGGAUGUCUUUCAACAACGUCGCUGUUCACUGGAUGUCUGUCCUGUCAAUGAGGAACUAUCUCCACACACAAUUGGGCAUCGACAAGGCCCCGAGGGCACUUACAACCAGACAAUGAGGGGCAAGUUCCCUGCUCAGUUGUCGUCUCCCUCAAUGUCCCCUGCCAUCUUCUCUCCAAACUAUUCCUACCAAUCCCACUCCUUUCCGUACAAGCCUCAAAGUCCCCCUGCAGAGGAAGCUCCCGCGGCUCCGAUUCCCUCCCGGCGACAUCUAAGCAGUCACCCGCAGUCGUCAUCGCCCAACAUCAAGCCGCUGCCGCAGAGGAAUCAUUCUCUUCCAUUAAAGUCAUCUGGCGUCGCGCAGAUGCCUUCUGGCAGAGGCACCGCAUUCCGAAAACCGACAGAUUCCCAUAGGCCCCCUUCUUACGACUCAGUAAGAGCGGUCGGUCAGUCUGAGCGGUUCACGACCACCGUUUUCUCUCCGCUGAACUGA
This is a messenger RNA of Mesocestoides corti, 1356 nucleotides long. Lineage: Eukaryota; Metazoa; Platyhelminthes; Cestoda; Cyclophyllidea; Mesocestoididae. The record is from the annotation of a GenBank genome assembly.